AUGGGGUGUAAUCAAAGCAAAGGAGUACAUGAACUAAGGGCUAAGAGCUCUAGUUACCUGAAUGAGCAGAAUAAGAGCAAAGAACUAAGUGGUAGUAAUAAUGACGAGCUAGCCUUAAAUCCUGGUAUGUAUGUAAGGAAAAAAGAAGGUAAAAUAGGAGAGUCCUAUUUCAAAGUAAGGAAAUUAGGAAGUGGUGCAUAUGGUGAAGUAUUAUUAUGUAGAGAAAAACAUGGGCAUGGGGAAAAAGCAAUAAAAGUAAUUAAAAAAUCUCAAUUUGAUAAGAUGAGAUAUUCAACUAGUAGAAACAAAAGUUGUGAUAGUGAUGAGAAAAUUAAUGAAGAAAUAUAUAAUGAAAUAUCUUUAUUAAAAUCAUUAGAUCAUCCAAAUAUUAUAAAAUUGUUUGAUGUAUUUGAAGAUAAAAAAUAUUUUUAUUUAGUGACAGAAUUUUAUGAAGGAGGAGAAUUAUUUGAACAAAUUAUUAACAGACAUAAAUUUGAUGAAUGUGAUGCAGCAAAUAUUAUGAAGCAAGUAUUAAGUGGAAUUUGUUAUUUACAUACACAUAAUAUAGUUCAUAGAGAUAUUAAACCAGAAAAUAUUUUAUUAGAAAAUAAAAAUAGCUUAUUAAAUAUUAAAAUUGUUGAUUUUGGUUUAUCUUCUUUUUUUUCAAAAGAUUAUAAAUUAAGAGAUAGAUUAGGAACAGCAUAUUAUAUAGCACCUGAAGUGUUAAGAAAAAAGUAUAAUGAGAAAUGUGAUGUAUGGUCUUGUGGUGUUAUAAUGUACAUACUAUUAUGUGGAUACCCACCUUUUGGUGGUCAAAAUGAUCAAGAUAUAAUUAAAAAAGUAGAAAAGGGGAAAUACUAUUUCGAUUUUAAUGAUUGGAAAAAUAUUAGUGAAGAAGCAAAGGAAUUAAUAAAAUUAAUGCUAACUUAUGACUACAAUAAAAGAAUUACAGCUAAAGAAGCUUUAAAUAGCAAAUGGAUAAAGAAAUAUGCAGAUAAUAUUGACAAGAGUGAUCAGAAAACCUUGUUCGGUGCAUUGUCAAAUAUGAGGAAAUUUGAGGGAAGUCAGAAAUUAGCUCAAGCUGCCAUUUUAUUCAUUGGAAGCAAACUAACUACAUUGGAAGAGAGAAAAGAGCUAACGGACAUUUUCAAAAAGCUAGACAAAAAUGGGGAUGGUCAGCUGGACAAGAAGGAGCUCAUGGAGGGUUACAACAUACUGAGGAAUUUCAAAAACGAAUUGGGUGAGCUAAAAAAUGUAGAAGAAGAGGUGGAUAACAUUUUGAAGGAAGUGGAUUUUGACAAAAAUGGAUUUAUUGAAUACUCAGAAUUUAUUUCCGUAUGUAUGGACAAGCAAAUUUUGUUCAGUGAAGAGAGAUUAAGGGACGCCUUUAAUUUAUUCGAUACGGAUAAGAGUGGAAAAAUAACAAGGGAAGAAUUAGCAAACUUAUUUGGUUUGACGUCAAUAAGUGAAAAAUUGUGGAAUGACGUUCUUGAGGAAGCCGAUAAAAAUAAGGACAGUAUGAUUGACUUUGAAGAGUUCGUGAGUAUGAUGCACAAAAUUUGUGAUGAUAAUAAAUCGUCAUAA
This is a messenger RNA of Plasmodium malariae, 1584 nucleotides long. RefSeq names its product calcium-dependent protein kinase 1, putative (gene CDPK1). The transcript is spliced from 5 exons. Lineage: Eukaryota; Apicomplexa; Aconoidasida; Haemosporida; Plasmodiidae. The coding region runs from base 1 to 1584 and encodes 527 amino acids. The record is from RefSeq and is a predicted model, not a curated record. Gene Ontology annotation, biological process: intracellular signal transduction; peptidyl-serine phosphorylation; protein autophosphorylation. Gene Ontology annotation, cellular component: nucleus; cytoplasm. Gene Ontology annotation, molecular function: calmodulin binding; calcium ion binding; calcium/calmodulin-dependent protein kinase activity.